This is a messenger RNA of Podospora pseudocomata, 297 nucleotides long. RefSeq lists its product as uncharacterized. The coding region runs from base 1 to 297 and encodes 98 amino acids. The record is from RefSeq and is a predicted model, not a curated record. Lineage: Eukaryota; Fungi; Ascomycota; Sordariomycetes; Sordariales; Podosporaceae. The transcript is spliced from 3 exons.
AUGACCGCAGCCCACCAUGGACCCUGGACCCCCAUCGAGAUACGCGCAGCCUCCUUUCCUUGGCCAUCUUCAGAGAGCCGUCGCCUGAGGAGCCUGCCAUUGGGACAUCGCCAGCUUCAACAACACACAAGAACACCACCCGACCCUAAGGGUAUCAAGCCACGCACACACUGGUCUCUUGAGAGCUGGGUGUGCACCACAACCGCAACCGACCGCACCGUUGCACGCGACCGAACCCUCGGGACGGCGCGGACUGUUGCGGGGCGCGCCGGUAGACCAAGUCGCCGUCAAGCUUAA